AUGGUGCGACACGUCUUGCUUCGCCAUGUCAUGCGGAGUAAGGGGUGUGGUGCAGAUGCAAGUGUCAAAUGGGCCAGACAUCGCUUCUUCACUACUGGAAGCAGCUUGCUGGAAGCAUCCCAGCUACCUGCCAUGCUGUUUGAACAUACCAGCCAGGACACCAAGGUGCAGAGGUCACAGAAGCCGAACCAUCUCCAACUGGUAUUAGAUGAAGUCAACAAGCUGACGGAGAAGCUGCCUGAAAGCGAGCAGUUGGAUAGCAGACUCCAGUUACCCUACAUCGCCGUGGGUUACUUCGACGAGAAGGGUGGAAGCUUGUCCCUGGAUGAGUAUGGCGUGCACCUCACCAUCCCGCGUGGUGCACUAGCUCCAGGCUCUCCUCAGCAAGUCUACAUCUAUGUAGACCCUACUGCACCACCACCGAAUGAUGCGGUUGAGCUGACAGAGGUCGCACUUUCACAAUGUGUCAAGUGUGGCCCUAAAGGGUUGUUGUUUGCGGAAAGCGUGGUGCUUUCCUUCCCUCACCACGCUGUUUUGAUAGGUCAAAGAUGUGACAAGCUAGUUGUCAGGAAGCGUGAUGAGGACUCACAAGACGGUCAAUGGGAGGACGGAAACCCUGCAUUAGUAACUGAGAAAAUGGUAACUGUCCUGAUCGAUCGUUUCCUGGAAAAUGUUCUGGUUGGCAAACUUACCCCCGGUAGCGGUAAGCGGCUGAAGGUCGGUGCCUUUGGAUGCCGCCUUGACCCAGGAUGUCGUCAGUAUGCAUUUCGAGUACAUAUUUGGAACGACGACAAAGACAUAGAAGAGGUACGUAUAUUCUACAGAUAA
Messenger RNA from Patiria miniata (bat star), 828 nucleotides. Its product is annotated as netrin receptor UNC5D-like. Gene Ontology annotation, cellular component: membrane. The record is from RefSeq and is a predicted model, not a curated record. The transcript is spliced from 2 exons. Gene Ontology annotation, molecular function: netrin receptor activity. The coding region runs from base 1 to 828 and encodes 275 amino acids. Gene Ontology annotation, biological process: netrin-activated signaling pathway. Lineage: Eukaryota; Metazoa; Echinodermata; Asteroidea; Valvatida; Asterinidae.